AUGGCGGUCUCCACAGGAGUUAAAGUUCCUUGUAAUUUUCGAUUGUUGGAAGAACUUGAAGGAGGACAAAAAGGGGUAGGCGAUGGUACUGUUAGCUGGGGCCUUGAAGAUGAUGAAGAUAUGACACUGACAAGGUGGAUAGGCAUGAUUAUUAGGCCCCCAAGGACAAAUUACGAAAACAGAAUAUUUGGCCUGAAAGUAAAACGUGGACCUAAAUACCUGGAAGCUCCUCCAUCAGUUAGAUUUGCAACAAAAAUUAAUAUGAAUGGAAUAAAUAAUUCCAGUGGAAUGGUGGAUGCAUGGGGCAUACCAGUGUUAGCAAAAUGGCAAAAUUCAUAUAGCAUUAAAGUUGUACUUCAAGAGCUAAGACGUCUAAUGAUGUCCAAAGAAAAUAUGAAGCUUCCACAGCCACCAGAAGGACAAACAUACAAUAAUUAAUUUUAGUGGAUCUCAAACUUGUCUUAAAUCAACAACCUUCUACUCAUGUUAGUGUCUUGAUUAAGUAUCACAAUGCAGAAUAUCCACACAUUAAGUAAAAGAAUUCUAGCUGGUAAACAUGACCC
Molecule: messenger RNA, 563 nt
Organism: Choloepus didactylus (southern two-toed sloth)
Lineage: Eukaryota; Metazoa; Chordata; Mammalia; Pilosa; Megalonychidae
Product: ubiquitin-conjugating enzyme E2 variant 2-like
Exons: 1
Coding region: 1-438 (145 amino acids)
Biological process (GO): DNA damage tolerance; protein K63-linked ubiquitination
Cellular component (GO): nucleus
Source: RefSeq, a predicted model, not a curated record